Solanum stenotomum is the source of this 1625-nucleotide messenger RNA. Its product is annotated as premnaspirodiene oxygenase-like. NCBI's taxonomy places the organism in Eukaryota, Viridiplantae, Streptophyta, Magnoliopsida, Solanales, Solanaceae. The record is from RefSeq and is a predicted model, not a curated record. Gene Ontology annotation, molecular function: iron ion binding; heme binding; oxidoreductase activity, acting on paired donors, with incorporation or reduction of molecular oxygen. Bases 125 to 1498 code for a protein of 457 amino acids. The transcript has 3 exons.
CCAUGGGAAUUGAGGUUUCUAUGUUAUUUACAAGUUCCCUUCUUCUCUUCUUACCCAUACUAGUCAUUCUUAUCAUAAAGUAUUACAAAGUAUCAAAUCCUUACCAAAAAUUGGCUCCAGGUCCAUGGAAGUUGCCAAUUAUAGGAAACCUUCAUCAGAUGGGCAGCUUACCCCAUAUAUCACUAGCAAAUUUAGCAACCAAACAUGGUCCCCUCAUGCACCUUCAGCAAUAGUCAUUUCAUCGCCUCAAUUAGCUAAAGAAAUGAUGAAAACUCACGACCUCACCUUUGCUAAUAGGCCACAACUUAGCGUUGCGAAAAUAAUGUUCUACGAUUGUCAGGACAUUGCUUUUUCUCCAUAUGGUGAUUACUGGAAACAAAUAAGAAAGAUUUGUGUAAUGGAACUUCUUAGUACCAAAAAUAUUACAUCAUUCUUUCCUAUGAUGGUUGAUGAAACUUAUCUUCUUGUUAAUUCCAUUAAGGCCAUGUCUGAAAGACCAAUUAAUAUUAGUGAAAAGAUGUAUUUACUAGCAAGUGCAAUAAUUUGUAGAGCUUCAAUUGGGAGGACUUGCAAGGAUCAAGAAUCUGUGAUUAUGUUAAUGAAACAAGUUGCAUCUUUUGCUGGAGUUUUUAAUGUUGUAGAUUUGUUCCCCUCCUUGAAGAUUCUUCAUUUUAUUAGUGGGACAAACAGAAAAUUACUUCAAUUGCAUCGUAAAGUCGAUCCUGUUCUCGAAAGAAUCAUCAAUGAACAUGAAACAGAGCAAUUAGCAACAGAACAUAUAGGAGAAGAUCUGGUGGACGUUCUUCUGAGACUUCAAGACAACAACGAAUUUCAGAUUCCUAUCACAAGAAAUAAUAUCAAAGCCAUAAUACUGGACAUGUUUGUGGCUGGAAGUGCAACAUCAUCAACAGUAUUAGAGUGGGCUAUGUCAGAACUGUUGAAGAAUCCAAGCAUGAUGGAAAAAGCACAAGCUGAAGUUAGAGAAGCCUUCAAUGGAAAGACAACAAUUGAUCAAACAGAUCUUAAAAAAUUAAAAUACCUCAAAAUGGUUAUUAAAGAAACUCUAAGAUUUCACCCUCCAGGACCCUUAUCAAUUCCAAGAGAAUCCAAACAACAAUGUUACAUUAAUGGAUACACUAUACCAAAUAAAACAAUAGGUAUUGUGAAUAUGUGGGCACUUGGGAGGGAUUCAGAAUAUUGGGAAGAAGCUGAGAAAUUUGAGCCAGAGAGAUUUAAUGAAAGUCCACUUGAUGUUAGUGGAAAUCAUUUUCAAUUCAUACCAUUUGGAGCUGGUAGAAGAAUUUGUCCAGGCAUAAACUUUAGUAUGGCAAGCAUGGAGUUAUGUCUAGCUCAGUUACUUUGCCAUUUUGAUUGGAAACUUGUGAAUGGAGCUAGUCCUCAACAACUGGAUAUGACUGUCAACUUUGGUAAUGUUGCAUCAAGGAAAAACAGUUUGUACUUGCUUGCUUCUCCAUUUCUUAAACAAGAUGCACGUUGAAAAAUCCAAUUUUUAGGAAAUUUAGGAAUCAUGUUAUCUACGUAUAUGGUUAGCAUUUUCAUUUUUUAUUAUUAAAUUGUGUUUUAGGAAAAAAGUUAUCAUAUAAAUUACUUUGUUGGAAGCCAUA